GUGGAGGCUGCGGUGAGAGCGGGGACUGAAGAAUUAGGCUGCUCUUACGUGUUAUCUAAUGCUGAGAAAAGGCUGACAAAUUUUGAUUGAAAAACAAUCACUUCUUACUGUAAGUGGAAAAAAUGGGAAUGUUUUGAAGAUAAACCUCCACUUGAAGAGGAAACUGACAAAAGCAUGAAAAUGCUGCCUGUUCUACCACUCAACUUGCUACCCCAGUUCCUGCCCUUCCUCAAGCUGGGAACUCGGAGACCAAGCAGCAACAACUGUGCUUCGGAUGGUCAGGCCCUAGGACACUGCAGUGUAUGAGGACCUGUCUGUGGACUAUACUGAGAAGAAGUGGAAAGGUCUGGCCCUUUACCGGAACAUGAUGUUGGAAAAUAACCGCAGCACAGCCUCAUUGGCAGGUAGAAACAUGAUGGAGAGUUCAGAGUUGAUGCCAAAGCAGGAAAUUUCUAACGGAUCAGAGUCAUCUGAUAGGAUACCAGGAGGACUCUUUGGGCUGGUUCCUGGGGGAACAGAGGCUGGAGAUGUCCAUGAAGAUACUUUCGAGGAGCUAGAAAUGCCACCCUCAGAUGAAGAAGGGAGCAGACUAGAAAGUGUUUUCUUGGAAAUAACAGGUAAGGAUAAGAAAAAAUCCACAAAAGACAGGUGUGAGGAACAUAAGAAGGUUGGGGAACAUCGAAAUCUGUCUUCUAGUCCUGCUGAACAUAAAGGAACUCUAAAAGGACAGAAAUCCUAUCAGUGUGGUGAAUGUGGCAAAGCUUUCAGCUGGAGUUCACACCUCAUUGGCCAUCAGAGAAUCCACACUGGAGAGAAACCCUAUGUGUGUAAUGAAUGUGGUAAGACCUUCAGGCAAACCUCUCAGCUCAUUGUUCAUCUCAGAACACACACGGGGGAAAAACCCUAUGAAUGCAGCGAGUGUGGAAAGACCUAUCGUCAUAGCUCCCAUCUCAUUCAACACCAAAGACUUCACAGUGGAGAGAAACCUUAUAAAUGCAAUGAAUGUGGAAAAGCUUUUAAUCAGAGUUCCAAACUCUUUGACCACCAGAGAACUCAUACUGGGGAGAAACCUUAUGAAUGCAAGGAGUGUGGGGCGACCUUUAGUCGGAAUAAAAGUCUUGUGCGACAUCAGGUCCUUCACAGUGGUAAGAAACCUUACAGGUGUAAUGAGUGUGGGAGAGCUUUCUGUUCUAAUAGAAAUCUCAUAGACCAUCAGAGAAUCCACACUGGGGAGAAGCCUUAUGAGUGUAAUGCAUGUGGCAAGGCCUUCAGUCGGAGCAAAUGUCUUACUCGACAUCAGAGCCUCCAUACUGGGGAAAAGCCAUACAAAUGUAGCGAAUGUGGGAAAGCCUUCAAUCAGAUCUCUCAACUUGCUGACCAUGAGCGAAGUCAUACUGGAGAAAAACCAUUUAAAUGUAGUGAGUGUGGUAAGGCAUUUAGUAUGAGUAAAUGUCUUAUUCGGCACCAGAGACUUCACACAGGUGAAAAGCCCUAUAACUGCAAUGAGUGUGGAAAAUCCUUCAAUCAAAACUCCUACCUCAUUAUACACCAGAGAAUUCACACUGGUGAGAAACCCUAUGAAUGUAAUGAGUGUGGAAAGGUCUUCAGUUAUAGUUCCAGCCUUAUGAUACAUCAGAGAACACAUACUGGGGAAAAACCCUAUAAAUGCAACGAUUGUGGAAAAGCCUUUAGUGACAGCUCACAGCUUAUUGUGCACCAGAGAGUUCACACUGGAGAGAAACCUUAUGAAUGUAGUGAGUGUGGGAAAGCCUUUAGUCAGCGCUCCACUUUUAAUCACCACCAGCGAACUCACACUGGAGAGAAGCCCUCAGGUCUGGCUCGGUCAGUUUCUUAAGGCAUGGUUCUCUGAGACAGAGUGAAGACCUUUGAGUUAAGCUUUCUUUAUAAGAAGGAUAUUCACACCGUGGUCUUCCCUUGGAAACACUAAUCAACGUGGACCAUUGCCUGCCUGGUUUCCUUUGGGUCACUAAGCUGGCAGAGUGGGAAUAACUUAGUUUGAUCCUUACCCUACUACUAGGAAAGUAAGGACUACACAUUUCAUUUACUUGUAGGUUUCCUUCUCUCUUUCUUUUUUAAACUAUUUUAAAAUCAAAUUUUUUAGUAUGAAUUCCAUAAUCAGAUUCUGUGUUUCUCAAGAACAGCAAUUAUAUCUUUUUUAUUCUACUGGAAUUCCUCCAUUUCAUCACUUAAAUGAAGUCAUUCUACAAGUUUAUUCUUUCCUGCUUCUUGCUACUUUUUAAAUUUAGAUUGUAAUCUAUAUCCUCUCAUCAUUUUUCUUUUCUACCUAGAAAACCUUUUCUUCCUGUUUGGUAAUCAUGUCUCACAAUGUUCACGAUUCAUCUCAUCUCUGAAAGGCUUUCUUCUUCAAAUGA
Lemur catta (Ring-tailed lemur) is the source of this 2393-nucleotide messenger RNA. It is a transcript of the gene ZNF852, whose product is annotated as zinc finger protein 852. The record is from RefSeq and is a predicted model, not a curated record. The transcript has 5 exons. Gene Ontology annotation, cellular component: nucleus. The coding region runs from base 365 to 1855 and encodes 496 amino acids. NCBI's taxonomy places the organism in Eukaryota, Metazoa, Chordata, Mammalia, Primates, Lemuridae.